AUACCGGUACCGCAUUUCGCAUCAUGUAUCGUUUGUAUCGUUACCUAAUGGAUGUCAUCAAGCUGGUCCAGCGUUGACGCGUUUGGUGAAUGACAUGGAGCCGCUUAGCACCUUCUUCCGGAUAAACCCUGCCUUGCUUUUCCAAAACGUAACUACGCCACGAUCACAGACUAGCAGCUCAAUUUCUUCUCCGAGCUUCGCUGACCACCAGACCGGUCUUAAAGUUUAUAGCGAGAGCCCUGCGUCCCUCACAAGUGCUCAUCAGGACAAUCCAUUGUUCGAAGGGUUUCCUGUCCUUCCGGCCAGCAAACGCAAAGCUGCGGUCUCUGGAGAUGCACAUGGAACCAAGAACACAGCAGUGCCAGGAGACUCGCCAAAGCUGGAAGAGCAGCUUCAUCACCUCCUUGAGGUCCUGCAGCAAGCGUUGGAACUGCACAGCGCUGACGGCCUUCCAGACGACGUAGCGCCAAGGUUGGCGGAUGAGCUGCAGGCCGUGGCCAGGAGGCUUAGGGAUAAAGAGCGCGAGCUGCCCGUGGAGCGCCAGCUGCGUGCAAAGGUGCAGCUGGCGCUGACUGGAGCAGAAGCGACCAUUCGGAAGCUGCGCGCCACCCCAAGGCGGCGUACUUCAGCGAACGGCUCGGGUGUAGACUGGCGGAGCAACGAGGCGGCAUCCAGCCCGACCCUUGCUGCGCACACCAACAGCCGUUUCUCUGCGGGCACAACCCUGGUGGCGGAAGGCAACACCCGAGGCGGAAUCGAACGUGAUUCGGUCUGCAGACAGCUUUUACAGUCGCCCAGCAGCAGCAUGAGCCCGCUCAGUUGGACUGGUCCCAGCUUUGUGACGGGGGGCACGCCCAUGUGCGUAGUGGACGACGCGAGCAUGGCAUCACCCAAGGAGUUGCCCACAGACCAGAACGGUAGCACCUGCAGUCAGCUGGCGUCAGUCGCGGGCAGCAGCCACGGGCAGAUAAAGAUCCCGACCGGGAUUCCCCGACUGCGGCAGCUGACGUCAACGUCGUCGGAGGCAGCCACCUCGUCGAGCUUCCACCCGCCCUUGUACAACUGGAUGAAGGCAGUCUUGGCCUCCACGACGAAGCAAAACCAACCGAUGCUGCUACAUGGCAAUGGCAGCGUUGGCAGCGAUGCGGGGACGCGCGGUGUGGAAGACGGCUCCGAGGCGCAAAGCCCGGGAAUGGGUGGUGCUGUGCAUGAUAGCCUUGCUUCUGUCGUUCGAGCAGCGCUGUCCAACAAACGAACACCACCCUUAAUUUACGGCAGCCCGCUGUACCGGCGGAUUCAGCGUUUGUUGGCUGAGCAGCGUUCCCCCAUCCCGCUUCGGAAUACCUCGGCUCCAGGAGGCGUCAUGCAACAGUCCUUGUACAGUGUAGAGCCAUCGCCGAUCGGCGGGAGACGCCGUGGGUGGGAAACGGGCGCAACCGCACCAGCAAGCUCCAGGCCAGUUUGGGACCAGGAAGUUGACACUGACUCGGCUUCUGCAAGCAACCGCUCCUCGGACACGUCGAGUUCAUGCACUACUCCGACCAUGACGAUGCGGGAUGAUAUUGCGGCGCUGCCCUUCGACAGCAGCGUUUCGCCCUUUGGGCCCACCCUGCGCGAAAGGUAUGCAGCCCGAACCAAUACCGUAGCAUCCGCAACUGCCAGCAUACAGUACCCAUCAGCAACGGCAGCCUCGGCAGCAUUCGAUGCGACUGGCCUUAGCGGUGGCUUGCCCCGGCCAGCACGGGAGCCAGAGCGGGAGGCUGCGGAGCUUGUGGCAGAGCUUGGUCUCGAUUUGCAGCUUGCCCCUUUUACAGUCGAGAACAUCACCAACCUGGAGGUCCUGGCGCAUGCGGAACGCUGGAUUCGCGGGCAAUUCAUUGCUGCAAAUAAGGUGCUGGAAGCCAACAGGGAGCGCACGUUGGAGGAUGAACGAUGUAGCGGCUCGGCAGGAUGCAGUAACGAUCUGGAUUCGAGCGCACAGGCGCAGGUGGAAAUGGUCAUACAGACAGAGCCUGCUUACAGGCUCUCGGCUGGGGAGCAUGUGCUGCAAUGUAGCGCGUCCACGUCGGCGCCGAGCUUUAGCGCUGCCGCUGUCAAUCCAACGCCCAUAUGGCCGCCCAAGCCGAAGGGCAGGGCAGCUCCAGGCGGGGUGCGCGUGCAGCAGAGUUCCCAAGAGCGGUUGGGCGUUCCGCGCACGCGUGGCGAUCAGGCACCCAACCAUACUCCGCUGACUGCAACUCUUUUGGGCCACUCGCGACCCCACGAGAUCGCCGAAGUGAAGAGCGGCGGUAGCAGCAUGAGCUUUUCAGGAAACAAUCCUUCGGCUGGAGGCACCGUUGUUGGGCCGUCCAUGGCGAACGGCCAUGUUCCCCCAGCACCAAGAGGUCCACAAGGUUCAGCAGACAGCUUCACUCCGCGAACGGAUGAAUCGGCUGAAAUAACCGCCGAGGUCAUCUUCACGCCGGGGAAUGCGCAACUCGGAGCGAAGGGCUACACGGAGAAACGCAUGAUGGUGCCCUUCCGCCUUGACAGCGCCACCCGAUCUGAAUGCGAGACGGAGGAGGGUGACGGCAGCGCGAAGACGCUGAGCAGCAUCAGUAGCGUCAGCAUCAUCGGUUCUGAGCCAGCCAACGCGACGGACCUUGGCGCCGACGCUGCUCGGCGGCCGGCACGGCGCUCUGAAUCCCAGUCGGCUGGUGGAGGGCUGCAGCAGGCCACGGGCCGGAAAGGAGGCACCUCUAAGCCACAACUAUCAAAAUACCUUUGCAGCUUCCUCACGACAUUAUUACCAUGCACGAAUGGAAGCGUGGCCAGCUAA
Messenger RNA from Volvox carteri f. nagariensis, 2818 nucleotides. RefSeq lists its product as uncharacterized. The record is from RefSeq and is a predicted model, not a curated record. Bases 95 to 2818 code for a protein of 907 amino acids. The transcript has 10 exons. NCBI's taxonomy places the organism in Eukaryota, Viridiplantae, Chlorophyta, Chlorophyceae, Chlamydomonadales, Volvocaceae.